Messenger RNA from Klebsormidium nitens, 1873 nucleotides. The record is from the annotation of a GenBank genome assembly. Lineage: Eukaryota; Viridiplantae; Streptophyta; Klebsormidiophyceae; Klebsormidiales; Klebsormidiaceae.
UAGGCAAGAGCAGAAGUCAAACCCGGGUUCGGAGUCAUGGGGGACCAUCCACGAUUCCGGCCAGAGUUCGAACUCCACCAUGAUGGCCCCUGGGACCAAAAGUUCUGCCAGACUCGAGCGCUUGCCAGCGUCCCUGCAUGAACGAAUGCAGUCUGACUCUCAGCUGUUUUCUCCGGAAAACCCCUGAUUGAUUCGUGCGGCUCUUUUCAACAGAGGCAGUUGGCGCACUUUCUGCUUGUGUUCCUUGGCUGCACCGCAGCGGGAGAAUUUCUCCUUGAAGGGUGGUGGGAACGCCAAUUGUCCAAUUUCCGGCUGUGAAAGUCUUUCUAGAACAACGAUGGCAGCAGAGGAGGGGACAGAUAUGGAGGCUAUCCUUGAUUUGACGGGAAGCCAGCUGCGCAGCUGGGAGGACAUUCUGUUGACGCCCCACCUCACGGAGUUGGACCUAACCACCAACCGGCUUACAACCAUCGACCCUGCAAUUGGCACAUUGACCAGCCUUCGCAAGCUGUCUCUGCGCCAGAACCUGCUGACCACAGAAGCGGUGGCGCCCUUGGGCCAGUACACCGCACUGCACAACUUGACCGAGCUGGUCCUCCAUGACAACAAGAUCACACAGUUGCCCGACUUGCGCCACUUUACGGCGCUAACCAGCCUGGAUGUCUCUUUCAAUGAGUUGAGUGAGCUUGCUGGAGUUGAGCAUCUGCCCUCAUCGUUGAAACAGCUCUACUUUGCCAAAAACGAGAUCGGUACCCUCCCCUCGCUUUCACACCUCUCCCACCUCGAGAUCCUGGAGCUGGGGUCCAACAAGAUCAAGGUGAUGAGCGGGCUGGGCGGUUUGCCGGCGCUCCGAGAGCUGUGGUUGGGGCGCAACAAGAUCCGCGAGAUCGACCUGGGCGGCCUGACAGGCCUGGUGCGACUCAGCCUGCAGAGCAACCGCCUCACCCACAUUGCGGGUUUGGAGGGCUGCGCAGGCCUGGAGGAACUGUACCUCUCCCACAACGGCAUCAACACUCUCGAGGGUCUGGACGGGCUGGCCCGCCUGCGGAUCCUUGACGUGAGCGCCAACAGGGUGGACCGAGUGCAGGGACUCGAACAUCUCACCAGGUUGGAGGACCUGUGGCUGAACGACAACCAGAUCCCAAGCCUAGCCGGCCUGGGCGUAGCGCUCGUCGGGUGCACCGGCACGCUGACCACGCUCUACCUCGAGAACAACCCAGCGGCGAAGGACCCGCAGUACGUACUGAAGCUGCGGGAGCAGCUGCCCAACCUGCGUCAGCUGGAUGCAAUCAUGCUGUAACUGGAACCCGGGGGAGGAGGUGGUCCACAUGGCAGCGGCUGUGGACUCAGCCACCACUGAUUUACGGCGCUCUCGAUGCACGCGUGCUUGCUAUGGGCUAGAGAUCCUUAAUCUUGUCAAACCGUUGAAGAUUCGAGCUGCUAAUUCGAUAUCGGCGCAUGCCAAUGAUUGAGCAUUUGAUCCGAUGUCCUCGCAGAUUCGGCUUUUGAUCUGCCUGCGUCGUAGUCAUUUGCGAAUUCGCCCAGGACAGGCUUCUACUCAAAAUCGUCAAUGAGUAGCGAAUUGCUUCUCUGUAUCCUCUGAUACGCUCCGAAGCAGCAGCCUGGCAGACACGCACUCGAUUGCCAGGAGGUACAUUGAACUGGGAUCAAGCUCGCACUAUUUGACCGCAGAAGAUGCAGUUAUAGGCACGAUUUAGAUCACGAUGAACGUUGUGGAGGUACUAGUCGAAUCAUGGACCUUGAAUUAAGUAAAGAGGCAACCCCAGCCUUCAUGCGGUACGUCACUGGCUGCAAGCUUGACCAUAUGUCGCGCAGAAGUUGACCGAAGUCCCUAUUUGAAAUUUCAGAGCGG